AUGUAGGGUUCUAAUAAAUCAUUUUGGAAAGUGAUAUAAUAGAUAGGAGGUGGUAACUGUGGAUAUAGAGUAAAUUUUAUUACAAAUAAUAUUUUUGUUUGUCGACCCUGUAGGUCUAAUAGUCUGCAUAUGUAUAUAGAAAAUUCGAACACAGGAAAAUACUAACAGGCUAGAGACUUCAGAUAUAAGAAAUAUUAAUAUGAAUGUUAAACAUAAUUUCCAGCAAGGUAUUUUCCAUAAAGAUAUUUAUUAUUAAUAAAACAUGGCGAUACAAUAAAUUUAAUUAAAUUUAAUUUUUUUGAAUCAUUAUUAUAUUAGCAAGAUUGUAAUUGCAUAUUGGAAUAGUGUUUAGAAUUUAAUUCAAAUUAAUUUAAUGGAGGAUUAUUUGGAGGAGUUAGUGAAAAUGGAGAAUUUUUAGUCACCUGGGAUUCCAGAUCAUUAUAAAUUUUAAUUAGAUAAUUCAAAGAGAUGUGA
Messenger RNA from Paramecium sonneborni, 474 nucleotides. NCBI's taxonomy places the organism in Eukaryota, Ciliophora, Oligohymenophorea, Peniculida, Parameciidae. The record is from the annotation of a GenBank genome assembly.